Beta vulgaris subsp. vulgaris (sugar beet) is the source of this 2067-nucleotide messenger RNA. RefSeq lists its product as hypothetical. Gene Ontology annotation, biological process: methylation. The record is from RefSeq and is a predicted model, not a curated record. The transcript is spliced from 6 exons. The coding region runs from base 424 to 1563 and encodes 379 amino acids. Lineage: Eukaryota; Viridiplantae; Streptophyta; Magnoliopsida; Caryophyllales; Amaranthaceae. Gene Ontology annotation, molecular function: methyltransferase activity.
UAUCUAAAUUCCCAUGUGAAGGGGAAUGAGAUUAAAACCCCUCUUAUCCCACCAAAAUAAGACAUGGGGGAGGGCAGGUAUUAGGGAGGGGGAUUAUUUUUGGUUAUGUUAAAAGACAAAUUUACUCUUCAUUAAAAUAUACUUCACUAAUAUUGCUUGCUCUUCUUUUGCUAUCCUUCAUUAAAAUGGGUAAAUUUGUAAUUUAGCAAUAUAUUCCUUAUUUAAUCCCACUAACAUACCAAACAAGGGAUUGGGAUAUAUUUAAUAAAUUCCCACCUUCUAACUCCCAUUCCCAAUCCCAUCCUCUAAUCCCCAAACUCCCAAUCCCUCGUACCAAACGCCCCGUGAGAAAUAUGUGUGAUAAGACAUGGAAGACUGUGGUUGAACUUGAACAGCUUCUCUCCCUUAAACGCCACCUUCUUCAUGGAAGCUUUACAGGUUUUUAGCCUUGUCCGCAGCGUUCCUACGUUCCUCCAUUCUCAUUGUACGCUUAAGAAAUCGAAAAGCAGUUGCAGGGUCGCCGCCAAAUCGAGCUGUGACGAUGACCCACAUUUCCAUGCUGCCCUUCAUUCCAUUACUCUUCGUUUCCAGGAGACACAUCGUCCAGACCCACUUUUCCAUGAUCCUUAUGUUGCUUGCUUGGUUCCUGCCAAUACGCCUGUGUAUAUAAAGCAGCACACACACCCUUAUUGCGUUGCUACAAGGUUCAUUGAUGAUAAAUUGCUCCAGGCUUUGAGAGAUACCGAUGAACUGAAACAGGUUGUUUUGUUGACAGAUGGUGCAGAUACUCGUGCUUAUAGACUAACUUGGCCGAGCUCCACAUUGAUAUUUAACAUAUCACCUGAUAGAAUCUACUGUGAAGUGUCUCAGAAACUUAGAGACAUUGGGGCUCAGAUCAGCAGGAGUUGUUUGUUGCUUCAUGUUUCACUAGAGUCUUCUGACAUACAAGAAGUCCUGCAAAAGAAAGGAUUUAAUGGUAACCGCCCAAGUAUAUGGGCUCUCCAGGGACUGCCUCUGAUGACAUUGACAAGUUUUGAAGAUAUUCUGACUGUUGUUAGUAGUCUAGCCAUAAAGGGAAGUCUUCUAAUAGGUGAAAUCCCUGUCUGGUUAGCAGAAACUGAAUUUAAGCUAAAGACUGGUCAAGAAGAAUGGAUGCACAAGCUUUUUAUGCGCCAUGGAUUUCAGGUUCAUGUGAUUGACUGUGAAGAUGUCGCUAGAAGUUUGAGUAAAGAUUUAUCAAGGGAAACGUCCAGCUCUAUGCUCUUUGUUGCAGAGCAUUUGCGGUUUUCAGAUGAUCAGGUUAGAGCACACCUAAUCUCUCUAUUGACACUCCAGUUUCAGGGUCUUAUUUGUAGGAUUGUCUUUGAAUUUGUAUCCUCCGUCCUGUUCUUGAGAGAACUUUAUUGCUACUGGAAGAGAGGACACAACAGAUUUGCAUUGCCAUGGAUGUUUGAACAAGGUUGGAAUUCAAUAUUAUGUGCUGUGCGUAUUUUCAGCCUCCUAAGUUUGAAGUGUUACCAACCGAGAAUAGAUCAUCCGUUGUUGGCAAUUGCUUGUGAUUAGCACAACGAGAGAUAAUGGGGAUAUAAUAUGAGACGGAUAAUGUUGUAUUCAUUGAAGCAUUGAUGGUAGAUAAUGCUAUUCGUGAUGUGUGAUAUUGCCCUUCUUGGCAUAAUUCGCUGUCCUUUUGUAGGACACAAAGAUCAAAGAGGACUUUUGAAAUAGGCUUUUCGUGUGAUUGGCACUAUGAAAUGUGAUUGAAUUCUUUUCCUAGGAUGAUUUGGUACUUGAGUUUGUGAGAGAUUGAACAAUAUGCUUGACGAUUCAACAUCUGUGUAGAUGGAAACUUGGCGAAGAGAAUUUCAGAGGACUGAAGAGGAAGGCGAUGAAGAAGGAUUUGAAGAUCUUUAAACAUAUUCAAGGAUUAUAUAAUUUUCAUUUGUUUCAAAUUUUCUAGCAGUUUUGUCUUGCGAUAUUAAUCUUUGUAGACUCCUAUUUAAAGGCGGCUUACUCUUAAUAAUAGAGAUUCACUUAGCCAUUUAUUGAAAUAGAUAGUCUCUUUGAGAA